GUUAUUAACGAUACAACUGUCACAACAUCAAAACUCUUACCAAGAACAGACCUGUAUUAAACCAUGUCAUAGGUAUAGCUAGUGUAUCAAAUUGCAAAAAGUUUUCAGUCAUCAGGAAGUGGAGAAUAAAUUUUAAUAUUAAAAUGGGCGAGGAAAUAAUAGAUUUACCAAUAGUGAAGCCUAAAUUGAUUCCUGGAUAUCUUCAGUUUGCCAUUGGAGGGACUUCUGGAAUGAUGGCGACAUGCAUAGUCCAGCCCAUGGACCUCACAAAGACAAGGAUGCAGCUGCUAGGUCCAUCCGCCCGCACUAGCGUGGUAGCUGUGGUCAAAGGCAUCGUAAAGACUGAAGGGGCUCGAGGCUUGUACCAGGGUCUGUCUGCAGCGCUGUUCCGACAAGCCACCUACACUACUGCCAGACUUGGCAUCUUCAACUUCUCUUUCGAUAAGUAUAAGGAGGCCUACGGAGUCCCUACAUUCGCCGGCAAGCUCCUCCUAGGCACGCUGGCGGGUGGGGUGGGCGCGUUCGUGGGCACCCCGGCCGAGGUGUGUCUGAUCAGGAUGACGGCUGAUGGUAGACUGCCCGCGGAGCAGCGCAGGAAUUAUAGGAACGUGUUCAAUGCGCUGGGCAGGAUAACCCGAGAAGAAGGCGUGCGCACUCUCUGGCGCGGUACGGGGGCGACGGUUUCUCGGGCGAUGGUCGUCAAUGCCGCGCAGCUCGGCACUUACUCGCAGGCGCGUCAGAUGCUCCUGUCCUACCUCGGUGAGGGUAUCUUACUCCACUUCAGCGCGUCCAUGGUGGCCGGGCUGGUCACCGUGGCCGCCUCGCAGCCGCUCGACGUCGUCAAGACACGAGUUCAAAACGCAUCGGACGGUGCAAGUCAAGUGAAAGUAUUCAUGGAUGUGGUGAAGAAAGAGGGGGUCCCGGCACUCUGGAAGGGAUUCCUGCCCACCUACUUCAAGAUUGGCCCCCACACCGUGUUGACAUUCAUAUUCUUAGAACAACUGAACGCACAGUAUUUUAAAUAUGGAAGCUAAUGAUUAAGAAUAACUGCCGACCUAAAAUUCACCUUGUGGUGCCCCAUACAGGUUUUUAAAUUUCUUUUUUUUUACUUAAUCAUAAUAAGAGUUUUUAUUAAAUAACUAUAGGAACUUUAUGGUGUCAUCUCAGUAAGAGUGAAAGUUUGUAAUAACAAAAACUGAAUGUUAUGAUUCCUUAAACUUUAUUUAAUUUAAAUUAAAAUGCUAACACACAGCCAAAACAAUAAAAUUAUUGCUCACUUAUACAUAAUGGUGAUUAAACAUGCCAUUAUUUAAUUGGAUCUGAUAUUAAAAACACAUUUUUAUUGUAUAAAGAAGGUACCUACAUAUCGUAGCGAUAGCCAAUCAUGCUUAAUAAAAUCGACUAUACUUUUGUAAA
This is a messenger RNA of Plutella xylostella (diamondback moth), 1416 nucleotides long. RefSeq names its product mitochondrial 2-oxoglutarate/malate carrier protein. The record is from RefSeq and is a predicted model, not a curated record. NCBI's taxonomy places the organism in Eukaryota, Metazoa, Arthropoda, Insecta, Lepidoptera, Plutellidae.